UUAACUUCCCUCUUUUUUUUCUGUCUGUCUCCACAUCUUGCUUCUGUUUUCUAUUUUUUCAGUCUUCUCUGUCCUACUGCCCUUUCCCUCACUUCUGGCUACAUCCAGCUGGCUGUCUCUUUUUCUCCCCAGUGCCUCUAUCCUGUUUCUUUUUGUUCUUCCUCAGUCUGUGACUUGCAGCCCAUCUCCAUUUUAUCCCUUUCCCUCUUUGUUUUCUCCUGAUCUGCAUCCCUCCCCUGUAUCUCACACCUCCCCAAUGCCAGUGCCCUGCUCUGUCCCUUCCUUCCACCACCCACACAUUCUCUAUCCCUGCUCCCUCUCUUCUCUCCCUUACUUUCUGCUUCUUUCUCUAUCCCUCUGCUCUGUCCCCAUUCCCUUUUUAACUUCCUCUCUUUUUUUUUCCCCCUCAGUCAGACUGUCCUGCUCCUUUGCUCCUGGGUUUCUGUGUCACUCUGCCCUUCUUCCCAUGUUUCUCUCAGUUUAUCUAUCCUGUUACCUAUCUCUCCUUUUACUCUUUCUGCACCCCAUUGCCCUGCUUCCUGUUUACCUCAUCUGCUCUCUGUCCAGCUGCCCAUCUGUGUGUUUUCCUACAGCAAGGCCCUGCUCCCUGUUCCUCUCACCCUCCAUCCCUGCUCUCCACCCCAGGAUAUUUUAUAUUCUCCCUCAUCCUGCUCCCUGUUCUUUCUGCUUCCUGCUGUCCCUCAGCCCUUUCCUCACUCCUGCUCCAUCCCCCAUGACAGACAGAUGGCUCACCCUGUCUGUCCCUCAGUGCCUCUCGUCUCUUUUUGCUGUUUCUCACUCCCAGUCCUGCCCCUCUCUCUGCCUUCUCUCUGCUCUGUGCCCUCCUUUUCUGUCCCUGUGUUACUCUGUUAUUCUCCUGCUGUCCUGCUCCUCUCAGCACCUUUUGCUUCUCUAUCCCUCAGUUCUGCUGCCUGUCACUAAUUUCUUUCCCAAGCUUUCUUCCCCCCAUACCUCACUUUCUCUUCCUAGCAUUCUUUCUUACUUCUUCUCCCUGUGUUUUUCUGUACUCUUGCAUCCCACGCCGUUUUUCUCUUCAUUGUAUUUUCUUGCUCUUCACCUUUCCUUUCAGUCCCUCUGUUGUAUUCAGUGCCCCCUACCAGGGAAUCUUUCUGUGUCCCUGCCAUUCAUUUUCUUUUUGCCUUGCUGUCCAUUAUAUUUCGUCCUUCUCCCCCACUCUGUGCUGCUUCCUGUCUCCAUGUCUUUCUUGCCUCUAAGUCCAACACUUUUCUUUCAGAUCUGUCCUGCUUCCUGCCUUGUCUCUUCCCAUGUUAUCCCUCUGCUUUCCUCUCUGCCCCUUUGAGUCCCCCCACCCCUCCAUCCCACGUCCUCUCCCUCCUCUCUCCAUCUUCGCAGCCUUCCUCUCUCUGGUUCUGUCUCACUCAGUCCUGCUUUGUGUUUCUAUGGGUGCAGCUGCCCCUUACCCUUAUCUCUCCUCCAGAUGUUUCCCAUCUCGAUCUCUGCCUUGCUGCCACCACAUUUUUUUUCCUACACUGCUGCCCUCCUCAUCCCUUCCCUUCUCUCUCUGUCCUGUUCCCUUCCUCGCCUGCCCUCUGCCCCCAUCCACGUCCACUCUCUGCGUCACUCCUUUUUUCUUUCUUCCCCCGUCUCCGCCCGCAGCCCGCAGCGCGCUCCCCCUCGCAGUCAAUGGAGCCGCCGCUUCCCUUGAGACGGAGGCGGCCUGCAGCCUCACAGAGCGUGGCGCCGCCCGGCCCUCUGCUGCCACCCACUGGCCAAUGUCAGUACUGCGGCAGAUGGCAGCGCGCAAGCGCAGUGGCGCUGACCCGCCGACUUCGACAGUGAUACCUUUGUGAGCAUGCGCAUUAGCGCCACGGCUGUGGACAGCAUCGCUCCCCCGGCGAACAUGCGCAAUAGCGGCCCUGGGGAGCAUGCGCAGUAGCUCACUGGCGGUGUGCGCAGCGGAGCGCUUUUCGACAGCGAGCUCGGACGCGGCUACGCCGACGGACAUGCGCAGUGUGGGCAGAUUUGAAUGGUUUAGACAGCGUGGGAACAUUUAAAAUGUGCCAGGAUAGAAUUAGGGAUAGGGGAGCUGGCUAGAGUUAUCAUUAAGGUUUGGAUUUUUAGGUUUAACUUAACGGGAGAUAGGUUUAGUGGUUAGGGUGAAUGCUGUUAGGGCUAAUGUUAGUGUUAGGGUCAUUGAGUUGUCACAGAAACCUCAGAGACCUACAGCUGGCAUAAGGUUGUUAGAGAGCCUGACAGUCAUCACAGAGUCAUCCUAGAGUCCUCAUAUUGUGGACAUAAUGUCCUCACGGAGGCAUCCUGGAGUUGUCACAGUCAUCACAGAUAUAUCAUAAAGUCAUCAUGUAGACCUCAGAGAGUAAUACAGUCAUCACAGAGUCCAUGUGUCAUCAUAGAGGUGUCACUGAUUUGUCAUUAGGGUUGUCAUGGAUUCAUGCAGUUGUCAUGGAGUCACAGUCAUCAUAGAGUCAUAGUUGUCACAGAGUCACAGAGUGGUCAGAGUCAUCAUAGAGGAUAUAAAGAUGCCAUCCAUAGCUGCAGAGAUGAGAUCAGGAAAGCACACAUGGAACUGGACUAGGUAAAGGAUGUGAAAAACAACAAGAAGAGAUUCUGCAGGUAAACUGGUCAGAAGUGACAGACCAGGGAGUGUACUCCCCUCUGACAGAUGAAAAUGAAGACCUGACUCCAAUAGAUAUAGAGAAGACUAAGACAACUCAAAAUUCUAACAGAAUAAAAUGAACUUGCUGGAAAAAAAAAAAAAAAAAAGUCAAAAACUAAAAGCUUACCCAGAUGAUGAUAUCACUGUCUAUCUCAUCAAACCAGAAAUAUCCAUCUUCAUCUCCAUAAGUCUUGUUUCCAGAUGUAUAAAGACCACCAUGCAGUUCUGGCAACUUUUCCUAUGGAGUCCCAACAGCAGCAAGAAAUAUCCCAGAAAUCACAGUGAGGAAUCCUUCAUAUUUCAUGGACGUCAGUGGAAGGAUGUGACAAAAUCUGCUGAGGCAAAGACCUGGCCUUGAAUGGAAUUAAACCAACCAGCUGCUGGACGCUGUUGCUCUGCCACAUCCAAUGGAAACUCAGACACCAGUGCAGGAGCUGGUAACAAUCACAUUUGCUCUUCCUAUAAGGAGAAUAAACUCAGAUAUCUGAAGCUUGCAUAACUUAAUCUUUUCAGUGAUGUAUACAACAGCUCAAAAAACUGUGUGGUCUGGAUGCAGAAUGCUUCAACAUCUUGUUAUGAUUGUGAUCUUUGGUGAAGCAAAGAAUCUCACGAAGGUAUUCAAAAUAAACACAAAUGUGUUACUGGGUAUAAGCAGUACAGGAAACUGUCAUGCAUUUACACAACAGCUGAUGGCGUGUUAUGCACUGUUGCCACAGAAAAACAUUCAGUGACCAGUAAUAUCAUUCAUUAUCAUUGCUGGGAAAUAGUAAUACCAGAGGUCUUCAAAAAAUUACCAGUUGUUCACUUCUAACUUGCUGAGUGAAGAAAAAAUGCAUGAAAAUUUUUAACCUGGUGCAUUUAACCCAUUGCCUUUAACCCAGAGGAGUAAGCAAAGAGGCAAGAGUGGUCAAAGAGAAACGUGGUCUUGGCAUCAGCGACUGGGAGGAAGGGCUGAGAUGGGGCUGCAGGCACUUCCCCUGACUGGGCCAUGUUCAGCUGCAGGUCUGCGUCACCCCACUGCUAUCAGCUCAUGGCUAUCAGUAAAGGCGUAAACAGAGCUAUCUGUACCACCAGAACCACCAAAAACAUAGAAUCAUAAGGUGGGAAAAGACAUGCAAGAUCAUCUAGUCCAACUGCUCACCUGCCACCAAUACUGCCCACUAAACCAUGUCCAACGUGGAGCACCAGACCGGAUUAAAACAGAUCCACUUGAAUCAAACUGAACAUUUCAGUGAUCAGAAAUAAAGUAUUUUGCUCAUGUUAUGUUAUUUGAAUACAUUUGAAAGACUGUUUUAGUAGAAUAAAUAGUACUGGCUAAAAAAAUGUCA
This is a messenger RNA of Phasianus colchicus (ring-necked pheasant), 3984 nucleotides long. Lineage: Eukaryota; Metazoa; Chordata; Aves; Galliformes; Phasianidae. The record is from RefSeq and is a predicted model, not a curated record.